Molecule: messenger RNA, 2608 nt
Organism: Ziziphus jujuba (common jujube)
Lineage: Eukaryota; Viridiplantae; Streptophyta; Magnoliopsida; Rosales; Rhamnaceae
Product: bZIP transcription factor 29
Biological process (GO): regulation of DNA-templated transcription
Cellular component (GO): nucleus
Molecular function (GO): DNA-binding transcription factor activity
Source: RefSeq, a predicted model, not a curated record
UUUAAGCCAUGAAAUCCGUGUAGGAGAAGUUACACGUCUCGUCCUCGCUCUCUCUCUCUCUCUCUCUCUCUCCGUCUUUGCCUUCUAGAGUGAGAAACUAAGCUGUGUGUUUGGAGAGAGAAAAGAAAAAAAAAAGAAAAAACGCUAAUUUUCCGGUCUCUUCGGCAUUUCCGCCGCGAAAACGAAAUGAAAAAUUAAAACCAAAAGAAGGAUUUUUUUGGUUUUCGGCUUUGAUUUAGAGCAAUUUCCCGUCAGUUGUGGCGAAAAUUUAUCACCUUUUUAAUGUCACCAAGACCUUCCUGGGUUAUACCUUCGCUUACUUGUUCUUGCUACGCCAUUGUUGCUUCUUUUUCUUGCUGAGAAUCAAAUGCCGUACUGAUUGUUGGGAUUUGAUUUGGUUUUUUUUUUUGGGAGUUUUUGGAUAAAAGUGAAAUUGGCUUGAGCCAAAAAAAAGUCCUUUCGGAGUGGUAUUAUUUUCUUUUUUUCAUAGGGUUGGGUUGAGUUGAGUGCAGUGUUAGAAGUGAAACAAAAAUAAAUAAAUAAAUAAAUGGGUGACACUGAAGAAUCACGCGGUGGUGAUAUGAUGCAAAGGCUUCAUUCUUCAUUUGGGACUUCUUCUUCUUCGUUUCUGAAACAACCUUUAGCCAUGGACCAACUCAACAUACCCCAAUUCAACCAUUCACAAAUUCGUUCUCGCCAUUUCCAACAGCAGCAAAGCUUUGCUUCUGGGGAUACUACAAAAAGAGUUGGUAUUCCUCCUUCACACCCACACCAGAUCCCACCCAUUUCGCCGUAUUCUCAGAUCCCUGUCUCCCGUCCGGUGAACCAGCAAAUGGCUCAGAAUUUCAGUCCUGGACCUACCCAUUCCCGAUCCUUAUCUCAACCAUCGUUUUUUUCCCUUGAUUCACUACCCCCACUAAGCCCUUCACCGUUUCGUGACUCUCCGUCGACUUCAAUUUCCGACCAGCUGUCCGCCGAUGUGUCUAUGGAGGAUAGAGAUGCCAGUUCACACUCUUUGUUGCCACCUUCUUCUCCUUUUGCCAAAGGUACUUCUCCAAGGGUCGGUGAGAGUUUGCCUCCUCGUAAAGCUCAUAGGCGGUCUAACAGUGAUAUCCCAUUUGGGUUUUCUACUGUUAUGCAACAAGCUUCUCAGCCAUUUAUACCAUUGAGGAGUUGUGGUGGUUUGGAGCGAUCGGUUUCGGGUAGAGAAAAUUCUGGGGUGGCAAAGCCUGCUCAGUUGGUUAAAAAGGAAACUAGCUGGGAUACUGGUGGUGAUAACAAUGCAGAAGGGAUGGGUGAGAGGAAAUCUGAAGGGGAAGUUGUGGAUGAUCUGUUUUCUGCCUAUAUGAAUUUGGAAAGUAUUGAUGCAUUGAACUCAUCGGGGACUGAUGAUAAAAAUGGAAAUGAGAAUCGUGAGGACUUGGAUAGCAGAGCCAGUGGGACUAAAACAAAUGGAGGUGAUAGCAGUGAUAAUGAAGCAGAGAGCAGUGUAAAUGAAAGUACAAGUAGUAUGCAAAGAAUGGGGCUGAAUUCUUCUACAGAGAAGAGGGAAGGAAUCAAAAGGAGUGCUGGUGGUGAUAUUGCUCCCACCUCUCGGCACUACAGAAGUGUUUCCAUGGAUAGUUUUAUGGACAAGUUGAAUUUUGAUGAGUCGCCUAAACUGCCACCUUCACCUGGAACGCGUUCAGGACAGCUUUCACCCAGUAAUACCAUUGAUGGUAAUUCUAAUACCUUCAGCUUGGAGUUUGGAAACGGUGAGUUCAGUGGGGCUGAACUGAAGAAAAUUAUGGCUAAUGACAAGCUUGCUGAGAUAGCAUUGACUGAUCCAAAACGUGCAAAAAGGAUUUUGGCAAAUCGACAAUCAGCUGCUCGUUCCAAAGAAAGGAAGAUGAGAUAUAUUUCGGAAUUGGAGCACAAGGUUCAGACUUUACAGACAGAAGCUACCACAUUAUCUGCACAGCUUACAUUAUUGCAGAGAGACUCUGUUGGGCUCACAAACCAGAACAAUGAACUGAAAUUUCGCCUUCAAGCUAUGGAACAACAAGCGCAACUCCGAGAUGCUUUAAAUGAAGCCUUAACUGCUGAGGUCCAACGCUUGAAGCUUGCAACAGCAGAGCUUGGUAGUGAUUCUCACCCUUCAAAGCGCAUGGUUUCGCCGCUUUCUGUUGGCCCGCAGAUGUUCUCGUUGCAGCAGCAGCAGCAACCUCCAUCCCAAUUCAACAUCCCUCACCAGCAACAACAACAACAACAACAAGCAUCCCAACCUCAACAACAGAAUGGUAGCUCAACCUCUAAACCGGAGUCAAAUCAAUAGGUUUUGAAGGAUGACUUGCCGUUGCAAAGUGGGGCAGUUCAUGUAAUUCAUUGUUGGUCUUUAAUAUACGUCAGUGUUACUUUCAGUGCAUUUAUUCAUUAGUUUUUCUGUCUCCAACAGAAACUCUUUUUAAAGGUGUUUGUGAUCAUAAAUUCAACCUGCAACGAGUGUCCAGCCCGGACUAUGGUAUUUAGGCUUUUUUGAUUUUGUUUUGUUGUACGACAUUAGAAGAGUGAAACUCUUCUGUUUUAAUUAUUUAAUUUUCCUUAGCGAAAAAUGACUUCAUUUUCUUUA